AUGUUACUGUUUGUAGCAUUUGCGCUUGCAGAGGACAUCUGCCUGGUCCAGCAAAGUGGGAGCGAAGUGACAUAUAAGAGAGUUCUUCCCGGUAAACACUCUACAGCAUGUCCGUGUACAACAAAUGAAUGCGAACUUGAGCUAAUGAAUUGCCCACUGAGCACCGUGACCGUCAAGGAACCCUUCAAAAUAUUUUCUGCGCACUGCAAAAACAUUAACAAAAAAAGACGCGUCGAAUUGACACAAGAAGUUAUUAGCACUGUUAAUGUGUCUGAUGUACAUGUUUUGUUUCCAUCAAACAAUAAAGUGUAUAACGUCAUCACAUCUGGAACAACUGUUCUACAUGUCAACGGGACCAAAAUAGAACAAUUGAAAGUUUUGGAACACGCGAAUUUGACUAUCUCCGCAUGCAAACAAGACGACCAUUGUUUGAUCGAUAUUGGAAAAGCUAGCUUUGAUAAGAUAGAUUCUUUUGUUGUUGGGGAAGGUCACAAAAUUUCGAUUAACGAAUUGGUGAUGUCUGCAAACCAAAAUCCUAUUUUGCAGAUUGGGACUUUCUCAUCUUUUAAAGUUGAUAAAGCGGUGUUGCAAGGCUCUUGGAAUGUUUUAGUGGAAGGUUCCGUGUUUAACGCGUUAAAUGCUGUGAUAAAUGUGAAAGAAUUAGAAAUCGACCAUCCAAUAGAAAUUGAAUUUUUGGAAGAAAUUGACAACGGAAGUUGUGCGAAAGUUUUGAGUGCGAAAAAUCUUCAGAGCAUACCAGAAACGAUGAAAUAUAUGAUCGAUGAUUCGGCACUUGAGUUCAAACAGUAUGACGUACAUAAAGGAAUUUUGGGAUACGAUGAAGUUGCGAAACGGUUCUUUGUUGAGAAAAAAGGAUGCGACAAACCCGAGAAAGUUGACAAAAAUGAAAAAGUUGGGAAUACAACUGAAAGUAACGAAACGCGCCCCAGUGGUGAACAUCCGCUUGAAGAAAAAAUUGAAGACUCGAACGAAAAGAAGUGUGAAGAGUAUAUCAAAGUUCAGUUGUUUAAUGACACGGAGAUUAUCUUCCCUGUGUCUGAGUUGGAUAAAGAGCGAGUAGUCAAACGUAAAAAAGUUGGGUCGAAUGAAGUGAAGAAGAUCUUCUUUAUCAACGACGAUGGGAAGAAGGUGUAUCGCUUUGCUGUGAAGACGUCGUCUAAGUUUGGAGUUCCACGAGUUCGAGAAAAUGACAAGUUCCGUUCUGAGAUUAAGAUUGAGAAGAGAAAAUUGAAAGGAGAUUUUGUGACGUCACAAGGAUUAGAAAAAGAGUCUGACAUUGAGUUUGGGAUUGGAAAUGAAAUGGUGAUCGUCGUUCCUGGUAAAAUGGUCGGUGACUAUUCCAUCUUUAAGAAUUAUGAGAUUUGGGAAAUGGAGAAGCAAAAGUUCAUCAUUUUCAACAAAGAAACCGAACUUGAGAUGCCAACAUUUUACACUGCUGGCAAUUAUAAACUCGUGAGGAAAGCUGGAUCUGUUUCAUUGUGUGCUAAUUGA
Molecule: messenger RNA, 1512 nt
Organism: Entamoeba invadens IP1
Lineage: Eukaryota; Evosea; Mastigamoebida; Endamoebidae
Exons: 2
Coding region: 1-1512 (503 amino acids)
Source: RefSeq, a predicted model, not a curated record